This is a messenger RNA of Diceros bicornis minor, 928 nucleotides long. RefSeq names its product radial spoke head 14 homolog (gene RSPH14). Gene Ontology annotation, molecular function: protein binding. The record is from RefSeq and is a predicted model, not a curated record. The coding region runs from base 241 to 867 and encodes 208 amino acids. NCBI's taxonomy places the organism in Eukaryota, Metazoa, Chordata, Mammalia, Perissodactyla, Rhinocerotidae. The transcript is spliced from 4 exons.
CAGGGUGCCGGCCCUGCGAGACCGCCUUUUGCAGGCUGGGAGACCGAGCCUGAGAUCGGCGGAUGCCCCGGCCCCUGCUUGCCCCUGUCCCCGUCCGAAUUCGAACCCAGCUCGGCUGUUUCUGAACUCCGCGACCUUGGGCAACCGACUGACCUCUCUGAGCCUGUUUUGCAAAGUGGGGCUGGUGGCACCUGCUUCCCUGAAUUGUCGCGACAAUCCACUAGAACGUGUGAAAGGGCUAUGCAACCUCUAAAGGUUUACACCGGGGCCCAGGGCAUCGUCAACAGCGGCCUGAUCCCCGCACUGGUAUGGAAGCUGCAGAGGGAGAAGGAAGAUAUCCAGGAGCUCCUCCUGGACACGCUGGCGGCCUGCCUGAUGGAGGAUGCCACCCAGGCGCUGAGCAGCCGCGUGGUACCCUUCCUGAAGGAGAAGCUUCUCAGUGCCAACAACAGCAUCCGCAGCAAAGCCGCCUGCACACUGAUGGCCAUCAGCAUCCCUCUGGAGGGCAAGAACCAGCUGUGGCAGUAUGACGUCAUCCCCAUCCUGGUGCACCUGCUGAAAGACAAGGUGGAGGAGGUGCAGGCCAACGCUGCUGGGGCCCUCAUGUACGCCACGGUGACCACUGAAGGGAAGUAUGCAGCCCUGGACGCAGAAGCCAUCUCCCCACUCCUGGAGCUGCUCGGCUCGUCCUUGAGCAGGGCCCGCCUGAACGCCAUCAAGGCCCUCACCAUGCUGGCUGAGGCCCCUGAGGGCCGCAAGUUCCUGCAGGCCCACGUGCCCAACUUCCGUGUCCUCGAGAGAGAUGCCAACGAGGCCGUGCGGAGGGCGGCCCAGGUUGCCAUCAAAGUUAUUGAGUGGAAACCUUGAGCCUCUUAUCAGGCCAGACCUGAUAAGCGCCAUGCCUGAAUACAAGGGCUGAAUCUCUUUA